Brienomyrus brachyistius is the source of this 4411-nucleotide messenger RNA. It is a transcript of the gene actn1, whose product is annotated as actinin, alpha 1. Gene Ontology annotation, cellular component: cell junction; plasma membrane; stress fiber. NCBI's taxonomy places the organism in Eukaryota, Metazoa, Chordata, Actinopteri, Osteoglossiformes, Mormyridae. Gene Ontology annotation, biological process: actin cytoskeleton organization; muscle cell development. The transcript has 22 exons. The record is from RefSeq and is a predicted model, not a curated record. Gene Ontology annotation, molecular function: calcium ion binding; actin filament binding. Bases 965 to 3706 code for a protein of 913 amino acids.
GGUCGCACAUUUCCUUGGAAUCACAUUCGCGCGUAUUAUAUUCGGGAGGCAGGAGAUGCAAGAGAUAUCACUGGACAACUGUGACAGUUUCAGGGCGAAGUUCUUUAUUCAUUAUUAUUAUUAUUGUUAUUGACUUUAAUGUCGCUGAAUUGAGGGUUGAUUGCAGAAUCUCUCUCUUAAAUAUGUGGUAUAGGAUAGGAUAUGAAAAAGAUACAGUCAAACAUAACGAUUUGAUGUGAAUAGGAUAUGAUUCUAUUGGGCUCUGGCUGUAUAUGUUUUAGUUGUUCCUAAGCUUUUAAAAUGAAAAAAUAUAUAUUGCAGUGUCAUGCAGCAAUUGUAACGUGAUUGAUGUGUCGAUUUGUGAAAGUUUUACAAUUUUUGGGCAAUUUCCAUCAAGAUAUGAGCCGGGCUGGGGGAUUUGACUGAAUGCAGCAGUAUAAUAGACACUUGGACCGUAUUUGUUCUGAAUCGGAUUUUCGUUAUACCGCUGAUGGAUGCCAUUCUAAACUUUUAUCAAUGGCUGCAUAUAUUAACAUACUAUGCAACUCUGGAGCGGCCUGGUCAGCCAAUCUAUGUUGUCAACCUAGUAUUAAACUCUUAUACGGACAGCCGAAUCAGCCAGUUAAAUGCCAGUUAUGGGUUAGGGGGGGGCUAAAGAAAACGAUGUUUGGACCAAUGAGGAAACGCGAUUUCUUUUUUUUUUAAUUUCAGGCAAAGUUUUGGGUUUUGUUGCCGCUGUCUGUACACUUACGUCCUUGCAAAUUUGUAGCUUCUUUGCUAAAGGAAAACCAGUAAGGAAACGAAUCGAGUGGACUGUGGAAUUCUGGAAAAAAGGAUAUUACGGAAGAAUAAUUUAAAGAUAUCAGUUAGUUUACCCGGAGUGUCGUACGCUCGGUAUAAUUGUCACAAUAUAGUCAGUCUGGGUUUGGAAUAGUAGGACAACUACAGAAAUAGAGGAAUCAUCAUGGAUCAUUACGAGGCCGAUGAAAAUGAAUACAUGCAUCAGGAGGACGACUGGGAUCGAGAUCUUCUUUUGGACCCUGCUUGGGAAAAACAGCAGAGGAAGACAUUCACAGCAUGGUGCAACUCACACCUUCGGAAAGCAGGGACACAAAUUGAGAACAUCGAGGAGGACUUUCGGGAUGGUCUAAAGCUCAUGCUUUUGCUUGAAGUUAUCUCAGGAGAACGGCUGGCUAAGCCAGAGAGGGGGAAGAUGCGCGUUCACAAGAUCUCUAAUGUCAACAAAGCUCUGGAUUUUAUUGCCAGCAAAGGAGUAAAGUUGGUGUGCAUUGGGGCAGAAGAGAUUGUUGAUGGUAAUGCUAAGAUGACGCUUGGAAUGAUCUGGACAAUUAUUCUCCGGUUUGCAAUCCAAGACAUUUCUGUUGAAGAGACGUCGGCCAAAGAGGGUCUGCUUCUGUGGUGUCAAAGGAAGACGGCGCCUUACAAAAAUGUCAACAUUCAGAACUUUCACAUCAGCUGGAAAGAUGGCUUGGGAUUCUGCGCACUCAUUCAUAGACAUCGUCCAGAGCUCAUUGACUAUGGGAAACUUCGCAAGGAUGACCCCAUGACCAACCUCAACACAGCAUUUGAUGUGGCAGAGAAGUACCUGGACAUCCCCAAGAUGCUGGAUGCUGAGGACAUCGUAGGCACUGCCCGCCCAGAUGAGAAGGCCAUCAUGACUUACGUCUCGAGCUUCUACCAUGCCUUCUCAGGCGCCCAGAAGGCAGAGACAGCAGCCAACCGGAUCUGCAAGGUUUUGGCAGUGAACCAAGAGAAUGAGCAACUGAUGGAGGACUACGAGAAACUAGCCAGUGAUCUGCUGGAAUGGAUCCGACGUACCAUCCCCUGGUUAGAGAACAGAACCCCAGAGAACACGAUGCAGGCCAUGCAGCAGAAGCUGGAGGACUUCCGGGACUACCGGCGCCUCCAUAAACCGCCGAAAGUACAGGAAAAGUGCCAGAUGGAGAUCAACUUUAAUACCCUCCAGACAAAGCUGAGGCUCAGCAACAGACCUGCCUUCAUGCCUUCAGAGGGGAAGAUGGUCUCGGACAUUUCCAAUGCUUGGGUUGGACUGGAAGGCGCUGAGAAAGGCUAUGAGGAGUGGCUGUUGAAUGAGAUCCGCCGGCUAGAGAGACUUGACCAUCUGGCUGAGAAGUUUCGUCAGAAAGCUGCCAUCCAUGAGGCCUGGACUGAAGGUAAGGAGGAGAUGCUACAAAAGAGGGACUAUGAGACUGCAUCACUGUCGGAUAUCAAGGCCCUGCUGAAGAAGCAUGAAGCUUUUGAGAGUGACCUGGCUGCCCAUCAGGACAGAGUGGAACAGAUCGCAGCCAUUGCACAAGAGUUGAAUGAGCUGAACUACUACGAUUCUCCCAAUGUGAAUACCCGUUGCCAGCAUAUCUGUGACCAGUGGGAUGCUCUUGGUGGUCUUACUCAGAAGCGAAGUGAGGCUUUGCAGACAACAGAAAAGCUCCUGGAAACGAUCGACCAGUUGUACCUUGAAUUUGCCAAAAGGGCGGCGCCAUUUAACAACUGGAUGGAGGGGGCCAUGGAAGAUCUUCAGGACACAUUCAUUGUCCACACCAUUGAGGAGAUACAGGGACUCAGCACAGCCCAUGAACAGUUUAAAGCUACACUGCCAGAGGCAGACAAGGAGCGACAAGCCAUUCUGGGCAUACACAAUGAGAUUGCCAAGAUCGUUCAGACAUACCACGUGAACAUGGCCGGAUCAAACCCUUAUACAACGAUCAACACUCAAGAAAUCAAUACAAAGUGGGACAAGGUUCGACAGUUGGUGCCACAGCGUGACCAGGCCUUGAGUGGAGAACACGCUCGGCAGCAGAACAACGAAAGAUUGCGGAAACAGUUUGCUAGUCAGGCCAAUGUUAUUGGGCCAUGGAUCCAGACCAAAAUGGCGGAAAUCGGGCGGAUUUCCAUUGAGAUGCAUGGGACCCUGGAGGAUCAGUUGACGCAUCUUCGGCAAUAUGAAAAGAGCAUCGUGAACUACAAGGCAAAAAUUGAUCAGCUUGAGGGAGAUCACCAGCUUAUUCAGGAGGCCCUUAUCUUUGACAACAAGCACACUAAUUACACCAUGGAGCAUGUGCGUGUGGGUUGGGAACAGCUCCUUACAACCAUUGCUCGCACCAUCAAUGAAAUUGAAAACCAGAUCUUGACACGGGAUGCCAAGGGUAUUAGCCAAGAUCAGAUGAAUGAAUUCCGCACUUCCUUCAACCACUUUGACCGGGACCACUCCGGUACUUUGGGCGCUGAGGAGUUCAAAGCCUGCCUGAUCAGCCUGGGCUUCGAUAUCGCCAACGACGCGCAGAAGAGAACGGGAAUGAUGGACGCAGAAGACUUCGGAGUCUGCCUUAUCUCCAUGGGUUAUAAUCUGGGAGAGGCUGAGUUUGCUCGCAUCAUGAGCAUUGUGGACCCCAACCGGCAGGGUGUCAUCACCUUCCAAGCCUUCAUUGACUUUAUGUCGCGAGAGACUGCUGAUACAGACACUGCCGACCAAGUAAUGGCCUCUUUCAAGGUGCUGGCUGGAGAUAAGAACUACAUUCUGGCAGAUGAGCUUCGCAGGGAACUGCCCCCUGACCAGGCCGAAUACUGCAUCGCUCGCAUGGCACCUUACUCUGGUCCCGAUGCUGCACCUGGGGCUCUUGACUACAUGUCCUUCUCAACCGCACUCUACGGGGAAAGUGACCUUUGAGGCCUUCUGCCGCCGUAAUCACAAUCACCUCCUGUCGCACUGGGACCAUCCGUCUCCUACAGCUCAUUUUUUCCCCCCUUUUAUCACAGCCAUUUUAUCAGUGUCCCUUCCAGAGUAGUACACCUCAAUUUACUGUCUGCUUUUUCUACAAUGCCUGCUCCCAUGGAACCUGGAGCAGUGAUGAACAAUCACAAAUUACCAAUGAUGCAAACCGAUAACAGUUCAUUAAUAAAAGAUAGAAUCAUGUCUUUUUUAUUCUAAACACAAGUGAUUUUUUUUUUUUCGUCAUGGUAAACAAUAUUGAUUACUCACUGACUAUUGGGAUUUGAAAUCUACCAAUCAAUCAACAAAACAAUCAAUCAAAAAACUGGGAACACGAGAACACAAGUACGGUCAAUCAAUGGACAUGAUUUUAUGGUCCCCCCCCUUCCCAGCCCCCCCAUGGGUCAUAUGCAUUCUAUGGUCCAUACCCAUGGCCACUCCCACCAUCAUUUUUAAUGCUCCCAACUUUCUACCAUCUUUCCCUUACUUUGUCCAUGACGUACUUGAUCCACAUCUAAUGCAGGAGGUUCUCCAGGUUGACAAAAGGCUGUGAGAUUUGCUUUCUUUGCAUUUUUAUUUUUUUUUUCUUUCAACUGAAAGUUACAUAUUUUAUACAGGAAAAAAAAUAUUUUCAUCACUUGAUUAAAAAAUGUAAAACAAAAA